Messenger RNA from Drosophila busckii, 1147 nucleotides. RefSeq names its product histidine-rich glycoprotein. Lineage: Eukaryota; Metazoa; Arthropoda; Insecta; Diptera; Drosophilidae. The record is from RefSeq and is a predicted model, not a curated record. The coding region runs from base 139 to 1110 and encodes 323 amino acids. The transcript is spliced from 2 exons.
CAUAAUUGAGCCAACGCGCCGGCUCGUAUAUAAGGCAGCCAAAGUGUUGACCAAAGCAUCAGUUCACUCAACUCCGUUCAAUCUUCAGCUUCGUGAAGUUCCACAGAUUUCGUCCCCCCAAGCAAGAAACUUCCAGCUAUGAAGACCUUUGUGUGUUUGUUGGUUACCCUAGUUGCUACCUGCUCCGCAGGCAUUCUGAGCGGCGGUGGAGGUUACAGUUAUGGCAUCGGUGGUGGCCAUGUCGAUCAUCACGAUCAUCAUGUGCAUCACGAAGUGAAGACGGUCAAGGUCAUUCAUGAGGAGGCUCCAGUGGUGCAUCAUGGCAUCUCGCAUGGUCACAGCUUUGGCGGUCACCAGGAAGUGAAGACCGUUAAGGUCAUUCACCAAGAGGCUCCAGUUGUUCAUCACGGUUUCUCCCACGGACACGGUUUCGGUGGUCAUCAUGAGGUUAAGACCGUUAAGGUUAUCCACCAGGAAGCUCCAGUGGUGCAUCAUGACAUCCAUCACGGACACGGCUUCGAUCAUCAUCAAGAAGUGAAGACCGUUAAGGUUAUCCACCAGGAGGCUGCUCCAGUUGUUCACCACGGUUUCGCACAUGGUCAUGGUUUCGGUGGUCAUCAUGAGGUGAAGACCGUUAAGGUUAUCCACCAGGAAGCUCCAGUGGUGCAUCAUGACAUCCAUCACGGACACGGCUUCGAUCAUCAUCAAGAAGUGAAGACCGUUAAGGUUAUCCACCAGGAGGCUGCUCCAGUUGUUCACCACGGUUUCUCCCACGGACACGGUUUCGGUGGUCAUCAUGAGGUGAAGACCGUUAAGGUUAUCCACGAAGAAGCUCCAGUUGUGCAUCAUGGCUUCUCCCACGGCGUUGAGCACGGCUUCGGUGGUCAUCAUGAGGUGAAGACUGUUAAGGUUAUCCAUGAGGAGGCACCAGUGGUGCACCAUGCUCAUCAUGGUCACAGCUUUGGCGGCCAUCACGAGGUGAAGACCAUCAAGGUUAUUCACGAAGAGGCUGCUCCCGCGCCCGUUGCCGUGCACACCGAGUACUUGCCCCCUGUGGUGUCUGCCCCAAGUCACAGCUACUUGCCACCAGCACCCAGCGCCUGGAAAUAAGCGCUCCCAGCUGUGCACUACAGUUGCGCUCUGUGAU